UUCUUAUGGGGCUAAAUGAGAGUUUGCACAAACCUGCAGCACCAUAAUAGGAAUGGAUCCUCUUCCCAAUCUCAACAAAGCUUAUGCAAUGGUGUUACGCCAAGAGAAGCAGGCGGAAACUGCCGCGAACAAAUCCACACUUCCAUCAGAAUCUUCUGCCUUUGCGGUCAAGCGAGUGAACAGAGCUUACAAUCCUAAAGAAGGAGAGAACCGCAACUUCAAUCCUAGUGCGGGAACAUCAAGAUUUUGUGAGAAGUGUGGGAUGGAUAAUCACACUGCACGGUAUUGCAGGGCACACUUGAAGUGCACAUACUGCAAGGGCAAAGGGCACACCUACGCAUACUGUUGCAGAAGGAAGAAGGAUAAUGCUGCUGCUGAAGGUGGACAAAUUUUAUCCAAGGCAAAUCAUGUUGAGGCACAAAAGGAUGACAAAGAAGCUGCUUCUGUUAAUUUUCCAUUCACAAAAGAGGAGUGUCAACAUCUUCUCAGCCAACUCAUAACUCAAACAAAUCCUGCAUCUGCCAAUUUGACACCUCUGUUUCAUACAAGACCUACGAUCGAGGAGGAUGAUUGGGACUGGAACUGAGAAGGAGGGACUCUACCACCUCAAUCUGCAAUGGGAAGGAACAUGCAAUGUGGUUCAUGCGAGUUCGGAUGCCUUGUGGCACCAACGGCUUGGCCAUCCUUCAAAUAAAGUUUCAUCAUUAUUUUCUUUUCUUACAAAUAAAGCUUCUGAUUCAAACUCUUGUUCUAUUUGUCCUUUAGCCAAACUUACUAGGCAACCCUUUCCUUUGAGUGUCAAUUGUAGUGCAUCUUGUUUUGAUUUAAUUCAUGUUGAUA
This is a messenger RNA of Rosa chinensis, 840 nucleotides long. RefSeq lists its product as uncharacterized. Bases 53 to 586 code for a protein of 177 amino acids. The transcript has 2 exons. NCBI's taxonomy places the organism in Eukaryota, Viridiplantae, Streptophyta, Magnoliopsida, Rosales, Rosaceae. The record is from RefSeq and is a predicted model, not a curated record.